AUGGCCUGCUACGACCUCUGCCGCCCCUGCGGACCCACCCCGCUGGCCAACAGCUGCAACGAGCCCUGUGUCAGGCAGUGUGAGGCCUCCCGCGUCGUCAUCCAGCCUCCCGCCGUGCAGGUCACCCUGCCAGGACCCAUCCUCACCUCCCACCCCCAGAGCACCUUCGUCGGAUCCUCCGCAUCGGCUGCCGUGGGCAACGAACUCAGCGCCCAGGGAGUGCCCGUCUCCUCCGGUGGCUUUGGCUACGGCUUUGGCUACGGCUUGGGAGGCCUGGGUGGAUGCUAUGGCGGAAGAGGCUGCAACAUCUGCUAAGGACAUCGCCCACAACCUCUGACACCAACCACUCCCACCAUGGAAUCCACGGCACGGAUUGACAAUGCACCUCCCGCCUUUUCUGGCACAUGGGUUUCUUCUCCAGGGCUCUUCCUCUCAAGGUACCCAGCAAGGAAGCACCGAAGGGGCCGGCCUGCCCGCAGUGUCUGGAAACACGGACCAUGGACCUACUCCUCUUCUCCCACCUCCUUCUUUCCAGCAACCCUUCACCUAUAUUCACUGCUCUCCACUGCAACCACUUCCUGACAAGGCAAAGCCCACCAGGGACCACCACUGGUCACCUCCCAAUGUGGGGCUAGAAAACCUCAACACUCCGGCAACAUCUAUCUCACAGGAGGGCUCUUGCUCACCCUACCUCCAACUCAGACCGGCUCCCUUCCACUUGGCAUUCCUGCCUUUACACUCUGUUCUCUCAAUAAAUUUCUCCUGCAUCCAAACC
Molecule: messenger RNA, 775 nt
Organism: Calidris pugnax (ruff)
Lineage: Eukaryota; Metazoa; Chordata; Aves; Charadriiformes; Scolopacidae
Product: feather beta keratin-like
Exons: 1
Coding region: 1-315 (104 amino acids)
Cellular component (GO): intermediate filament
Molecular function (GO): structural constituent of cytoskeleton
Source: RefSeq, a predicted model, not a curated record